GUCCGCAGUUCGGCCCUCGGCAUCGGGGACGGCGGCAGAGCGGCGGCCACACUCCGGCUGCUCUGCAAACCGAGAUCGUGGCUUUUCCCUGUCGCACCGCUGUCCUGCUGUCCGGCUGUCCUGCUGCCCGGCUGGGGAGGAGCAGCAACAGGCGCCCUGAGCAUUCCGCUCGCAGACAGCGCCCUGGGGGCCGGGAGGUGACUCCGCUCCGCCGGUACCGACAAUAUGCCCGUUAUAAAGUACCCCAGGAUUAGAGACCCUCUCUUUUAUGAAUGGGACAGGAAAGCCCAGAAAUGUGGAUUAAGGCACACAAUUUAUUUUGUAAAUGGGGAUCAAUAUACUGGAGAAUGGCUGGACAACUUGAAACAUGGUAAAGGCACCCAGAUUUGGAAAAGCACAGGAGCUAUUUACAGCGGAGACUGGAAGUUUGGGAAGCGGGAUGGUUAUGGCUCAUACAGCAUUCUUGACCCAGUGACCAAAGAAUACAAGAAGGUGUACACAGGCUGGUGGGAAAAUGACAGAAGAGGUGGCCGGGGGAUGUUCUCUUACCCCAACGGGGAGCGCUACGAGGGCGAGUGGAGCAAUGGUUUGCGGAGCGGCUGGGGAAAGAUGCACUACAGCGAUGGCUCCAUCUACGAGGGACAGUGGCUGAUGGAUCAGCCCAACGGGCAGGGCGUGCUGCGGCUCCCAAAUGGAAAUCGGUACGAAGGAGGUUGGAAAGAUGGCAAGAAGCAUGGCCCAGGGAAAUACUUCUACCCAGAUAAGGGACAGCUGUUAGAAGGCAUCUGGGUAGCAGAUAUACCAAAGUGUGGAGUUCUGAUUGACUUUGGCAGAGACAAUGCUCCAGCCCCUACAGAGUUUCCACUCCCAGAGAUUGAACUACGUGAUCCAGCUGGUGUUUCAGCAGAGGCUCGGGCAAUGUUUGAUGACAGCCAUAAUUAAUAACCAGAUGCUGAAGGAAAAGAAAAAGAACAUGAUCCUGAGUUAUUUAUUUCUUCGAGACUCAAACCCA
Cyanistes caeruleus (blue tit) is the source of this 1012-nucleotide messenger RNA. It is a transcript of the gene MORN3, whose product is annotated as MORN repeat containing 3. Lineage: Eukaryota; Metazoa; Chordata; Aves; Passeriformes; Paridae. The record is from RefSeq and is a predicted model, not a curated record.